This is a messenger RNA of Phycomyces blakesleeanus NRRL 1555(-), 579 nucleotides long. RefSeq lists its product as hypothetical. Gene Ontology annotation, molecular function: guanyl-nucleotide exchange factor activity; small GTPase binding. Gene Ontology annotation, cellular component: nucleus. Lineage: Eukaryota; Fungi; Mucoromycota; Mucoromycetes; Mucorales; Phycomycetaceae. The record is from RefSeq and is a predicted model, not a curated record. Bases 1 to 579 code for a protein of 192 amino acids. The transcript is spliced from 4 exons. Gene Ontology annotation, biological process: protein import into nucleus.
AUGGCAGAUUCAAGACAGUUAUUAUUUGGAGGUGCUAUUGUAGCACCAAUCAAGUCUUCGUUUGUAGACGCAAGUCUGUUCCGAGAGGUCCCAAGCAACCAAGAGGUGUUUGUAGACACACAUACACAGCAAAGUCUGAUUAUUGAGUUAUUGGAACAAGCUGAUGCCGAAGCAGAUGAAGUAGCAAAAUUCCAUUUUGCGCAGUUGGCUAGCGAUAAUGAUGCUAUUUCAUUCAGCAUCCAGUCUGUUCAGACAUGCUUACCUCAAAAUGUUAGUCCUUUGCUUCCGGCUGAAACAACAUCUGUUUAUGUACUACAUGGGUCUCAACAAGUAGCAAAAUUUAAUGAGGGCAAGGACGGCGCAUACAAUCAUGUACAUAUUGUAAUGGCUGUUAUUAGAUUGGCACGUGUGAAGACCGACAUUGUGAUAUCGAUCAAUGCACCCCAGGCUGUUGCUGAAAAGAGUAGUGAAAAGGCAUCGUCUGCAGAGACGAUUGGUGUGAGUUUAGAGUUGGUUGAUGAAGAGAUGAUGGGUUUAUUGAAUAACUUUGAGGUCAAGGAUUGGACCCUUUUUGUGUAA